AACAGUAUGAACUUUGGUAGGAUUAACUACAGUCUUAAGAGCAAAACAACUGCGUUGUGUCGGAGAGGGACAUUUCUAGAGCUAAGGUUGGACAGGGGAUGAAUAUUAAGCCUGUCGUUUUCUUAUUGGGGGUAAAAAAAAUCAAGGCUGAGUUUGAGCUAACAACAAAGGAUAGUUUUCUGGAAGUCGGGACGGCGUGUGUCUUCAUCCACCUGAGCUGUGACAGCCUUAACACAACACCUUCCUGCUCAAAAGCCUCGUGUUCAUCACGUCGUGGGACAAUUUUUGCCUUUAAAAUGCUACUUUAUCUCGGUUAUUAGACCAUAACGUCAUGUUUUAUAGCUGUCAUCAUAGCGCCUGUCAACAUUUCUUCGGGAACAUCCGUUCUGGUGAAUUUCCUCCUGUAGUAAUCAGCUGUACCUUGAAACUCCGUUUUCGACUAGAAACAGCAUUUUAACAAAUCAUCAUUGUUUCUUAUGAAGCCCAUUGGGAGUGAACGCUUAAAUCACAUCCAUGUAGCCCCUCCUCUUUCUGCUGCGCUGACGAAGAGCCACAACACCAGAGAGCUGCGAGUCAGUCAGCCACCAAACACAGAGGAAGACAGAGGAUCUCUAGAGGAAAGACGAGUACAAGAAGGGAUCAAGUACGACAAUGAGGAUUAACUAACAUUUCUUGGACUGUGUCAAAAGGACUGAAGAGAUUGGAUCAGCCUUUGUUGGAUGUUCUUCUUGUGUUUGUGAGUCAAGACUGUAAACUAAACAGGUUUUCUUCCCUGUGAAGUGGAUCCUUCCUUACUCUGGAGAACACUUUUACUAUCUGUAGCCUACUGUAGCACUAUGGAAGCUUUGAGUUGUGAACAGUCAAGUCCAGUUCAUGCUAUAGAAAUCUAUGUGUUUGUGUUGUUAGUUGAUUGAAUAGUUUAUGCCAGAGUAAUAACAAUGGUUGAACCGGUGGGGUUUGUGGCGGCAUGGAGAGCCCAGUUCCCUGAGUCUGAUCCCCCUUGCAUGGAGCUGAGUUCACUGGGGAACAUAGAGCAAGAGCUGGACAAAUGCAAGGCAUCUAUCAGGCACCUGGAGAAGGAAGUUAACAAGGAGCGCUUCCGGAUGAUCUACCUGCAGACUCUGCUUGCAAAAGAGAGGAAGUCUUAUGAUGGGCAGCGAUGGGGAUUUAAGAGCCCUCCCCAGAUGAAUGAUGGAGACCUGCCCAGUGGCCCAGACAGCCAGAGGUCAGAUGAGGCACCAGUGGAGGAGCAACAGCAAAGAGGGCCUGGCAAGACAGCCAGGUGUAAACCACAUCCAGAAGGAGAGGUGGAUGGUGCCUCCCCAGCCAAACAGAAGGGUGGAGUGUCACCUGUCCGCCAGGACUCGGAGAUUCCUGAUUUCCCACUGGGCACAGGCUCGGUGGCUGCGCUGAGGUCCAACUUUGAGCGCAUCAGGAGGGCCAACUCUCACACAGCUGGAGAUGGCAGAGGGUUGUCAGUUAUGGGUGGCCAGGAGAAACCUUUCUAUGUGAACAUGGAGUACCAUCACGAGCGAGGGCUGGUCAGAGUCAACGACAGAGAGGUCUCAGACAAGAUCAGCACCUUGGGCAGUCAGGCCAUGCAGAUGGAGCGCAAGAGGUCCCUGCACUCUGUCCCUGGGAACCUGUCAGCCGCCACAGGGGACAUUAGCAAGGCUGUUCAGAGAGGCAGGUCCACCGAGGGAAACUGCAGUUACAAUGGGUCAUAUGAUGACGCCGAGGUCAGCCCGCACAUCCUGAAAGACAGCGUGAUCCGUUCCACUGGGGGGAAGUUUGAGCGGCAGCCAGCAGAGUGCCAGCCUUACACCAGUGUGUAUGUUGGGGGAAUGAUGGCUGACGGGGACACUCGGGUAAUCCACAUUAGGGACCACAGCAUAGAGGAGGAUGCACACCUCACCUGGCCGAGGCGCUCCUACUCCCCUGGCAGCUUUGAGGACGUAGGAGGAGGCUACACACCAGACUGCAGCUCCAACGAGAACUUGACAUCCAGUGAGGAGGACUUCUCCUCAGGCCAGUCCAGCCACGUGUCUCCCAGUCCCACCACCUAUCAGAUGUACAGGGAGAAAAGCCGCUCACCCUCCCAGCACUCCCAGCAGUCCUUUGACAGCAGCAGCCCGCCCACACCCCUGUCUCAGAAACGCCUGAAGCAGCAGGUGAUGGUGUCCGAGGCUUCCAUCAUCGGGGUCCGUAAAACGGGUCAGAUCUGGCCCAGUGAUGGGGACUCCACCACGUCCAGCAGGACAUCUCAUGACAACAGUGUUCAAGGAGAUCUGGAGGCUCCCUACAAUGAGACCCAUCCGUCAUAUGUCUAUGACCUGGAGCACUCGGAGGAUCACCAGCCUCGACACGACCCUCUAUCUUUCAGUGGAUCCCCGUCCUACUCGCCGCGGCUCCGCUCCAAGAGCCGGAGCAGCCGAGACACCCAGUCCUCUGGCUCUCUGGAGUCCACACUGUCGGUGGAGUUGGAUCAGGAGAAGGGGCUGGAGAUGAGAAAAUGGGUUCUUUCAGGAAUCCUGGCCAGUGAGGAGACUUAUCUCAGCCACCUGGAGGCCCUACUGAUACCCAUGAAGCCUCUGAGGGCCGCAGCCACAACUUCCCAACCGAUGCUGACCAUCCAGCAGAUUGAGACCAUCUUCUUCAAAGUCCCAGAGCUUCAUGAGAUCCACAAAGACUUCUAUGAUGCUCUGCUGCCCCGAGUCCAGGACUGGGGCCAUCAGCAGUGUGUGGGCGACCUCUUUCAGAAAUUGGCAAGCCAGCUUGGAGUGUACCGGGCCUUUGUGGAUAACUAUAAGGUUGCUGUGGAGACGGCAGACAAAUGCUGCCAGGCAAAUGCCCAGUUUGCAGAGAUAUCUGAGAAUCUCAAGGUCAAAAGCACAAAGGACUGCAAAGACCAGUCGGCUAAAAAUUCACUGGAAACUCUUCUCUACAAACCUGUGGACAGAGUGACGCGCAGCACACUCGUUCUCCAUGACCUCCUGAAGCACACACCCUCAAGCCACCCAGACCAUCCACUGUUACAGGACGCCCUGCGCAUCUCUCAGAACUUCCUGUCCAGUAUAAAUGAAGAGAUCACCCCACGUAGACAAUCCAUGACAGUUAAGAAGGGAGAGAACCGUCAGCUGCUGAGGGACCGCUUUAUGGUGGAGCUGGUCGAAGGUUCCAGGAAACUCCGUCACGUCUUCCUCUUCACUGAUCUGCUGCUCUGCACCAAGCUAAAGAAACAGGCUGCGGGAAAAGGGCAACAGUAUGACUGUAAGUGGUACAUCCCACUGGCUGACCUGACCUUCCAAACCAUUGAGGACUGUGAGUCCACCCCCAUCCCUCUGGUCCAGGAUGAGGAGAUUGACGCCAUGAAAAUCAAAAUCUCCCAGAUCAAGAAUGAGAUCCAAAGAGAGAAGAGAACCACCAAAGGACCCAAAGUGAUCGAGCGACUGAGGAAGAAGUUAUCAGAACAAGAGUCUCUGCUGCUUCUAAUGUCACCCAAUAUGGCGUUCAGAGUGGCCAACAGAAAUGGCAAGGGUUUUACGUUUCUCAUUUCCUCUGACUAUGAACGUGCCGAAUGGAGAGAGAUCAUUCGUGAGCAGCAAAAGAAGUGCUUUAAAAGCUUCUCUCUGACCUCUCUGGAGCUGCAGAUGCUCACUAACUCAUGUGUGAAACUCCAGACUGUUCACACGAUUCCAAUGACCAUGAAUAAGGAAGAUGAUGAAUCUCCUGGUUUGUACGGCUUCCUAAAUGUCAUCGUCCACUCUGCAUCAGGGCUGAAACAGAGCUUAAACCUUUACUGCUCCCUGGAGGUGGAUUCCUUUGGCUACUUUGUCAACAAAGCCAAAACACGUGUGUACAGAGACUCUACAGAGCCCAACUGGAACGAGGAGUUUGAGAUUGAACUGGAGGGCUCUCAGACUGUGAGGCUACUGUGCUAUGAGAAGUGCUGCAACAAAACAAAGCAAAGCAAAGAGGACGGAGAGAUCACAGACAAGAUCAUGGCCAAAGGACAAAUAAAGCUGGAUCCUCAGACAUUGCAAAACAAAGACUGGCAGAGGACAGUCAUUGCUAUGAAUGGGAUUGAGGUGAAGCUUUCGAUGAAGUUCACCAGCAGAGAGUUCAGUCUGAAGCGAAUGCCUUCACGGAAACAGUCGGGCGUCUUUGGAGUGAAGAUCAACGUAGUAACUAAGCGGGAGCGCUCCAAGGUUCCCCUCAUUGUGAGGCAGUGUGUGGAGGAGAUUGAGCGACGAGGGAUGGACGAGGUGGGAAUCUACAGAGUGUCUGGCGUUGCAACUGACAUCCAGGCACUGAAGGCUGCCUUUGACUCAAACAACAGGGACGUGUCUGUCAUGAUGAGGGAGAUGGACGUAAACGCCAUUGCUGGAACACUGAAGCUGUAUUUCCGCGAGCUGCCAGAGCCUCUUUUCACUGAUGAGUUGUACCCCAACUUUGCAGGAGGCAUCGCUCUCUCUGACAGUGUGGCCAAGGAGAGCUGCAUGCUCAACCUGUUGCUGUCUCUACCAGAGCCCAAUCUGGUGACCUUCCUCUUCGUGCUGGACCACCUUAAAAGGGUGGCUGAAAAUGAAAGCAUCAACAAGAUGUCUCUGCACAAUCUGGCCACAGUUUUUGGUCCCACUUUGCUGCGGCCCUCUGAAAAAGACAGCAAAAUCUCAAACAGCUCGCAGCCAAUUUCCAUGAAUGACAGCUGGUCUCUAGAGGUCAUGGCUCAGGUUCAAGUCCUUCUCUACUUCCUUCAGCUGGAGAGCAUUCCAACACCUGACAGCAAACGUCAAAGCCUUCUCUUCUCUACUGAAGUAUAACAGGAACAUCAUGCACUUGUCUGUAAAUGUUCUGCUCGGAGGCAGAAUGUCGGCUGCUUAAUGAGGUGGAUGCUGCUGAGCAGCCAUGGCUGGCUGGUUUCCUCUGAGGAUGCUUAAUGUAGCCACUAGGUGGAACCGUCAACACAUGGUAAACUGGAAACAGCCACCAUGACCAAAGCCAUUUCUUUUGGAGAUGUGAUGAGCAUGUGUGUUCUGUUUACUUACAAGCUUGCCUGCUGUGUCAGUAAAAGACAACUCUAUAUGAUGUGUGGACAAAUUAUAUCAUUCCUUUUGUAAUUAAAUUUUAAAUUUCAAGAAGCAUUAUUUACUGACUUUAAUAUUUUUCACUGCCCCGUUCUGUCACUGCACAUUAGCUCAAUAUUCACAGAGGGGGAUUUCUGCUGUAGUUGAGUUUUCAAAGAUUUAUCUCUGUGGCUGGAUGAUGGAUGGAUGAAUGGAAAUAUGUUUUUCCAUGUCUGUACAUUUUUUUCCCACCAGAAAUGUUUGACUUGGUUUUAAGCUCACCUGUGCCAAUGUUUCCCUGCUGAUGACCAAUAGAACAUUUCAGUUCCCCUAAUGUUUACAUACACUCUUAAUUUUGUACAGAAUUUAACAGUAUGAGACUGAAAACUGUAGUUAACACACAGCAACAUGCAGGCAUGUUGGCCGAACCAUUUAAAGUGUUUUAGUAUCUGUGCUAUACAGCUUGUAUAGUGACCUUAUUUCGUUCACAGGUUCUUCUGGUGGUGUCCGAGCCAACUUUUAUGUAGAUAGUGCUUUUUUGAAAGUGGUACAGAGAAGUGAAAGGCAAAUCAUUCAAGGAAAAGGGCGGGGCCUAACCCCUCCACCUGAGGAAUGUAUACUGUGCUGUGUAUAAAUUUUAAUUUUGCAGUUGUCUUUUGUCAAUAUUUCAUAUGUUUUGUGUCCACAUUGUUUUUUCUUUUUUGAUUUGAUUUAUUCUGUUGAUUUAUAUGUGUUGCUUCCUGCAUCCUUCACUGUAGUCUACCUAUCUAGGACAAAGCCACACUGCUGUAGAAAUGAGAGCACCUGGAGAUUAUCUCAAAUACCAAAUGUUCCCGAGUAAGAUCCUUGAAGCACAGUGAUUCACUCAUAUCCAUGUCCCCUGGCUUAUUACUAGGUUUAUCAUCCACAUGCCUAGAAUUACUUACUGAAAAUACACCCUGUGCUUGCAUUAAUAUUUUUCUUCCAAAUCACUACAAGUAUUCAAACACUUGUCAGCACAAACUAUAACCCUAAAGGCUUGUGAUUUAUGUAAAAUAAGCAAUAACUCUUAGUGAUUAUUAGGAUGAGACUAGUGGAUUGUGUAUGUAUGAUUUAUGUAAAUAAAAACUUGGUAACAAUA
Molecule: messenger RNA, 6186 nt
Organism: Epinephelus moara (kelp grouper)
Lineage: Eukaryota; Metazoa; Chordata; Actinopteri; Perciformes; Serranidae
Product: PH_BCR_vertebrate and RhoGAP_Bcr domain-containing protein
Exons: 23
Coding region: 939-4823 (1294 amino acids)
Biological process (GO): positive regulation of GTPase activity; intracellular signal transduction; protein phosphorylation
Cellular component (GO): membrane
Molecular function (GO): protein serine/threonine kinase activity; guanyl-nucleotide exchange factor activity; GTPase activator activity
Source: RefSeq, a predicted model, not a curated record